Molecule: messenger RNA, 818 nt
Organism: Zea mays
Lineage: Eukaryota; Viridiplantae; Streptophyta; Magnoliopsida; Poales; Poaceae
Product: elongation initiation factor5A
Exons: 6
Coding region: 69-551 (160 amino acids)
Biological process (GO): positive regulation of translational elongation; positive regulation of translational termination
Molecular function (GO): translation elongation factor activity; RNA binding; ribosome binding
Source: RefSeq, marked validated
CGCGCCUCUACAUUUCUUCUCUCUCUGCUCCUCCGCCUCCGCCUGAUCCAUCCAAGACAGGGAUCGCCAUGUCGGACUCGGAGGAGCACCACUUCGAAUCGAAGGCCGACGCUGGGGCGUCCAAGACCUACCCGCAGCAGGCUGGCACCGUCCGUAAGAACGGCUUCAUCGUCAUCAAGAACCGUCCCUGCAAGGUUGUGGAGGUUUCUACCUCCAAGACUGGUAAGCAUGGCCACGCCAAAUGCCACUUUGUCGCCAUAGACAUAUUCAAUGGGAAAAAGCUUGAAGAUAUUGUUCCUUCAUCACACAACUGUGACAUUCCGCAUGUGAACCGUACUGAGUAUCAGCUGAUUGAUAUUUCUGAGGAUGGAUUUGUGAGCCUUCUUACUUCAGAUGGCAACACUAAGGAUGAUCUUAGACUCCCAACUGAUGAGACUCUUGUGGCCCAGAUUAAGGAAGGGUUCGAAAGCGGGAAGGAUCUUGUUGUGACUGUCCAGUCUGCGAUGGGGGAGGAGCAGAUCUGCGCGCUGAAGGAUGUUGGCCCCAAGUAACUUCCUUGGCUUUGGAGACGGAACCCUACUCUAUCUCAACUUAAAUCGGAAAAGAAGUGUAUCACCAAAGGAUUGCUACCGAGACAUUCACCUGGCUUGAGCUGGCUUUUGCUAUAGCGUGCAAGGGGUUGCUGGGUGUCGUACCUACCUGACUUAUCAUUAUCUGUGGUUACAUUCUGGACCCUGUAUUUUCUAUGCUUUCAUGUCUCUCUACUUUCUAGUAUUAAUUAUCAAUAAGUUGGUUUGGAAUGGUUGAAUUGCAUCCAA